Molecule: messenger RNA, 1980 nt
Organism: Ustilago hordei
Lineage: Eukaryota; Fungi; Basidiomycota; Ustilaginomycetes; Ustilaginales; Ustilaginaceae
Exons: 1
Coding region: 1-1980 (659 amino acids)
Biological process (GO): carbohydrate metabolic process
Molecular function (GO): hydrolase activity, hydrolyzing O-glycosyl compounds
Source: RefSeq, a predicted model, not a curated record
AUGAACAAAAUCGUUACCCCCGCCUUUUCCCGAGGCAUACCCAAACUCGAACUUAACAGUUACUGGAACUACCUCCCAGACGAUGACGACCUGGGAACGGACGAAAGUUGGUUCGACCCAGCCAAACUCCAAUACUGUCGUUCGCCAAUCAUCGUACCGUUCGCCCCGGAAACUCCCAUGUCUGACAUCUCCGAUCCGCGCCAACAUAACAUCGUAUGGUAUCAACGCGAAAUCAAUUGGGAGUCGGUGUCGCUGGAGGUAAAAGGAGCAGAUGCUGAGCAAAAGCGGUAUUUUAUCCACUUCGAAGCCGUAGAUUACGAGGCUACGGUUUGGGUUCAAGGCUGUAUGGUCGGAAGUCAUAUUGGUGGCCAGACACCGUUCAGCUUAGAGAUUACCGAUCAUGUGAGAGCUCUGGAGAGGAGUGAGGAUAACACCAAGAAGUUAGUCGUGGUGGUAAGAGCGAGAGAUUGGGCGCAGGACAUGACGCAGCCUCGUGGUAAACAGUAUUGGAAGCAGGAUAGGAAUGGGAAUUCGAAACCGGAGAGUAUUUUUUAUACUCCUACGACGGGGAUCUGGCAAGAUGUCUGGAUCGAAGCUCGGCCCAUCAAUCACCUCAAGAGUGUUCAGUUUGUUAGUGAUAUCGAUGCAGGAACGGUGAGGGCGGAUGUUGAAGUGGAUCUGAUGGAUCCAGGAAGCUUGGUGAGAUUGAAGAAAGAGUCAGAGUAUUGGGUUUCAUUUACGGUCAAAUUCAACGGUAAAAUCAUCUCGACUUGCAAGACGUUGGUUAGUCCACAAACGAAUAGUUGUUCAACCGUCAUCAACGUUCGACAAUCCGGAGUUCAACCAGAAGGACCACUACGAACGCGACUUACCACUCCAGGAGUCCUGCCGCCAGAAGUAAACCGCGAUCGAUGGGACAACGGUCUCGCACUUUGGUCUCCAGAUAGUCCCAGCUUGUACGAUAUCGAAAUCCGUCUGCUCAGCUCUCCUAUUGACGCAGACGAGCUUGAUCUGGUCAAAAGCUACUUUGGUAUGCGUAAAGUCUCCAUCGAUUCCCACGGUCGGCUUUGUCUCAACAAUCGAAUUUACUUUCAAAAGCUCAUUCUUAACCAAGGGUAUUGGCCCGAAAGUGGCCUCAGUGCGCCGAAAUACAAUUCGUACACGGAAGACAUUAAAAAGAUCAAACAACUCGGUUUCAACGGAGUACGCAUGCAUCAGAAGGUUGAGAACAAGCAGUUUCUAUGCGAGGCGGAUCGUCUGGGUCUGCUGGUCUGGGGUGAGAUGGCGAAUGCGUAUGAAUUCAGCACAACCUACGUCGAGCGGUUUACAAAGGAGUGGAUUGAUGUGGUGAAACGGAAUCUCUCUCAUCCAUGUAUAGUGGCGUGGGUGCCCCUCAACGAGUCGUGGGGUGUACCGGCGCUGAAUAAGUCUGCGCAACAAAGGUCGCAUCUUUUAUCGCUAUACCAUCUGACCAAAGCCCUCGACCCAACGAGACCCGUGGUGGACAAUGAUGGAUGGCAACACGUCGAAUCGGACCUCAUCACCAUCCACGAUUACCGCUCAGCCUCUGAACUAGAAGCUGGUUUCCGCACCCGCACAGCGGCAACGCAAGAAAGAGUUACUGGAUACCCUAUCCUUCUACCACCACUCUCCACCUCGGAACGCAGACACAAGCUUCCAAUCCUAUGCACUGAGUUCGGCGGAUUAGCACUCAAAGUAGAUAGCGUUCUCGACACAGCUGGUGGGGUCAAUUGGGGUUACGCUAAUGCGACUUCCCAGGAGGACUUUUUGGAACAGUUUGAAGCGCUGGUGAAAGCGUUAACGAAGGCAAGAGAGGAAGAGGGGAAUGGGAGGGUAGUGCAAGGGUUUUGUUGGACUCAGUUUACAGAUGUUGAACAGGAGGUGAAUGGGCUUUUGACCAAGGACAGGAGGUUCAAGAUUCCUCCUGAGAAGAUCAAGGCCAUCUUGGACGCGAUCUGA